CAAUUCUCCUCUGUCAAAUCUCGCCAACGCUUUGCAUUCAAUUCUCAACACCCGCCUUUUGUUUUCUUUUACCGACCUUCGUCGCCUCUGUCGGCCCCCGUCUUCACCGCAUUGUUUUCUAACCACAGGAGACCGCCGAUCCCUGACGCCGUUCCGUUCCUGCAGCAGAGAAGCCCCGAGCCAACGCGCCCACCCACCACCACCCCCUUUCCCGCCAGACGACGACGUGACGUUCGCCCCUCCCCCUCGCCUGUCGUCUGUGCGACAGACACCUCGACACGGACACUCGACAUCCGGUCCGUCAGCAUUCCCAUUCCAGCGCCGCCGAACGAGAGCCGCCGCCGCCGCCACCGCCGACGACGACGACGACUGUAACUCCUACUCUACCACUUCCUCGUUCCCACCCACGGCGUCCCGGGACCCCUCGCUCUCCGCCUGGCCCGUCUCGUCGUCCCGCGCCCGUCGAGCGGUCACGCGUCGGCCUCUACCAUCGCACUCCAACCGACUUACACGCCCGUGAUACGCACUUGACCUACCUGGCGUACAAGCACUCUUUCUCCCUAGAACACCGCCGCCCCUCUUACACUACGACAUCGGCUACAACAUUACGUUUACGGCGUCUACUUUCCCAUGUCCCCGCGCCGGACGCCGUCGCGAAUCGAGGGACGCUUGCAACCGGGGUCACGGCACUGCUGUUGAGCCGGCGCCAUGUCUUUCCCUGUUGCCUUCCGCUCCGCCGUCUUCUACUUCGUCGCCUGCACGCCAUGUGCCAAGGUCCGCCACCGUCACAAGGCCAAGGAGCAGGCACGAAAGGAGCGGCUCGAAAAGGCCAAGCUCGAGACGGAGCAGCCCGGCCUCUACCGCCACCCUUCACCUUUUAACACCAACCCCUACUGGCAGGAGGAGAUCAGCAUGGGUCCCAGCUUGCCCAAAAAGGCCGCCAGCAAGAAUUCGAGCCAGAGGGGGCUCACAAGCUCCGGCCAGGAGAGCAGCGCUCCGAGUAUGUCGGAGCAGACUGCCGUAGGGGACAGUCGCACCAACUUUGCCGACAGCCUGUCAGCGCUUCCCGAGGACGACACCGUAUCAGAUGACUGGAACCGCCGUCGUGGUUACCAAAGAGAGGACGAGGAGCUAUGGGGCCAGGCCGGCAGCGGCUCUGGCCAUAGGUUGAUGGACGCCUUCUCCAAGGCCCGCGACUCGGCUGGCAGGCUCAUCGACGCGACCCUCGGCAUCGAGAAGGAGGUGACGGAGCAGGAGCGUCGCGACUUUUACUUUUCGCCGAGGAACCCCCCAGUCAAUGACUAUCACCCGCCCGUCGUCAGCAGCAAGCAGCCGCACCGAGACGCCCAUAAGUGGAUGCUGCAACCGCCUCCGCCCGCCAAGGUCAUGGAAGGCAAGGUGCCAGUGUCCCGGGCUAUCAGCACCGGGAGUAGGUCCAGCGGCAGGACCAUGGCGUCGGACGAGGCCCAGCUGGGCCGCAUGCUUAAGGAGAAGCUCGCCUUGGAGAGGCUGCGCAAGGAGAGCAAUCCGACAGAGACGGAGCUUAUCGAGUCCCUGUUCCUGACCCGGAGUCACCACUCGGCCACCCGCACCAGGAGCAGGAGCCUGAGCUUCAACGACUCGGACGAUUCCUUGGAUAACCCAUUUGAGAGGCGCAGGCGCACCCGGCGGCCCCCAGCGGCGCGGCCACCGGGAGCCGACUCGGACUCGGAAAACGAGGCGCCGCUGCCCAUUACACAGACGACGAGCCAAAACAGCACGUCUACGCAUGCCGCACAGCGCCCUAAACUAGAGACGAUACCGAGCACCGAUACGGGUAGCAGCAGCCGCCACUCCUCGAGGAAGGCGAUGAAGCGGCAAAAGUCGACGAGAGGCAGGGCCAAGACGUGGGUCAACUCGCCCGUCGGCGACGACACGGAAUAACACGUCCACGACGAUCCCGUGGCGUCGUCGCCGUUUGCUAAAGGAAACAAAAGCGGCCUCCUAUUUUUUUCUUUUUCUCGAAGCGUGGCACAUGGACUACGGAGUUGUUUGUUUCGGCCUCCUUUGCUGGUUUCGGUAUGCGGUUGGUGUCUGGCUCGUGCUUGGUGUCUUCUUUUGGAAAUCAUUGCAUGCGGGGUGGUUUUUUUUUUGGAUACUAGUUAACUACCCGCGCAUUCGGGGCUCAUGGGUCGGCGUCGAUGCGGAAUAUCUUGCCCUAGAGCACGGCCGUACAUUUGGCCUACGGCGCCGUGCGCAUAACAUGGUUUUCCGUUGCUCCUUG
Molecule: messenger RNA, 2263 nt
Organism: Purpureocillium takamizusanense
Lineage: Eukaryota; Fungi; Ascomycota; Sordariomycetes; Hypocreales; Ophiocordycipitaceae
Exons: 1
Coding region: 709-1923 (404 amino acids)
Source: RefSeq, a predicted model, not a curated record